Molecule: messenger RNA, 837 nt
Organism: Salvia hispanica
Lineage: Eukaryota; Viridiplantae; Streptophyta; Magnoliopsida; Lamiales; Lamiaceae
Product: putative disease resistance protein RGA1
Molecular function (GO): ADP binding
Source: RefSeq, a predicted model, not a curated record
AUGGCUGAGCUAAGCGAGAGGAGAGACAAACAGAAUUUGAAGGCGAGUCUCUCUGAAUUGGAUGUAAAGCAUUGCCCCAUGUUGAGAGCAUUACCAGAUGGUUUACACGAUCUAGAUUCUCUGGAGCAGUUGUCUAUAAGAGGCUGGCGAAAUCUGAAGUCCAUAGCGUAUCCAAGUGGUGGGAGGAGCUUUCCAUCCCUCUGCAGUUUGGAGAUUCAUGAUUGCCAUGAGCUGGUGAUGAUGGUGAAGCCAUUGGCGCCUUUUCUCAAGAAAGUGUCUGUGGUGGAGCUAAAGAGCCUUCAGAAUCUACCUAGGUUUCUUCGUUGCUUGGAAAAAUCACAAUUUCUUGAACAACUCACCGUUGUUGCUGUCCCUAUAUUCAUGUUCAAUUCUAGUGGCUAUAUCUGGCCUUUUCGCAGGUUGAAAAAAUUGGAGAUCGAUAUUAGCAGGCUAUGGUCAGAAGAGAAUAGAGUGGCCAUUAAUGCGAGAAUCGACUACAUAUUGCAAGAGUGUCACUUUUCACUUGGUGAACUAACUUUGACAGGGCUAGAUGUAUGGAAGUGUUUGCCAAAAUCAAUUCAACAUCUCAAGGUUCUUCAUAGUUUAGAGUUGGAGGGUUUUGGAGAAGAAGCAUUGCCUGAAUGGUUUGGACAUCUCUCAUCUCUGACAAAGUUGUGCCUAUCUGAUUUUACAAACUUGAGGGGUCUUCCCUCAAUGCAGAGCCUCACCAAAUUACAGGAGUUUCACAUUCGCGACUGUCCAAAAUUACGGAUUGACUCUGAGAGGAACAAGUUGUCAAGUCACACCCUCAUCUACGUCAAUGGUCACAAGCUUUAG